ACACAUUUGUUGGAUUUUAGGAUGUUUUUAUUUGUUUUUUUUCUUUCUUCUUUUUAAUUUUUUAAUUUCCAUGCCACCACGAUGUCCCUGAAGGCAACCUCCUUUUAUGGAGAAAACCUCAUGACCUGGCUUGACCAAUCACAGGAUGCCAGGUCAUAGACACAGCCCCAAACAUUUUAAACUUUUUUCUAUAUAUACAGGACAAACUGGCGGCCAUUUUUAUUACCUCCUGAAGAAGCCAGUUAAUGGCGAAACGUUGAGGACCUCCAUCUUUUUAUCUUAUUUAUUUCGGGUUUUUUUAAACAGUGAUUGUUUUAAGCAGUUUUUAGCUCACAGCAGCAUUUUAACAGCUCCACCACAGCAGAAGUGACAACCCAUAAGGAAGGAGCCCAGGAACAUCUUAUGGGGUGGAAGCCUUUGGGAGGGGGGACUUUUGAAAUCACCCCCCCUCCCCUUGCAAGACUAGGCCCAAAAACCGCUGUCGGGCCUUGGAACUGUGAGUUUUAUACACUGUAUUAAUGUGCAAUCACCUUUUAUUGUUUUAUUAAUUUGCUUUUACUUUUUUAUUCAAUAUUUUCUUAUUUACAUUUUAAGCCUUUUAUCUCCCUUUCUUUCCCCUUCCCCCCUCUUUUAUAACAUCAAGUUAUCUCUUAACUCCCAUCUCCAGCAGGAUUUGGAUGUACUACUUGUUUUAAUCUAUUUCUUUUAUUUUCAUUAAUUACUUCCCUUUUAGGGCCUCCUCCCGAUUGCUCUGGUGGGGGCGGAUGUCAGCUGGGAUUUCUUUCCAUAUUUCUCCAGCUCCGCAGCAAUAUGAACAUCAUUACUACAAACAGAUUCACACCACUUUCUUCUUUUCCAGUGGGGGGGAGCGGGGAGCAUAUUAAGUGCUUGCCCGGUCCUCCCCCCCAGGGAGUAAACAGUAAUCCACCACCAUCACAUAGACUUACACCGGAACUCCAUCUACAGACAAAGAAAUAUUUCAGAUUACUUCAAGCCAUCCACCAUGCAGAAAUUCUCAAUAACACAUUCAGUAAAGGAAAAUACCCACAAGGCAUGAUGCAUAAAGUUAAAAGACUCACCUCUUUCAUUAAACCAGCCUCUCCCAACAGCUUAACAUUUGAUAAGGUCAAACAAAAUACAAACACAUGGAUGCACAACAAUAUGAUCAUUCUUAUGGAGCACUAUGACCAGGUUAUUGCUGCGGAGCUGGAGAAUAUCCCCCCCUACAGCCAAGAGGCUUUUGAUAAAGCUGUCCAAUGGGGGAGAGUGCGAUACAGACGGAAGUUGACGUCCUCCUCUUUGACCACCUUGGGGGACCUCCUAACAGAGGGGCCCCCCAGGGUGGAGGACACACCCCUGGCUCGACUCUCCCCCUUGGACUUUCCUCCAUUGCCCCAACCAGGAAACCCACCGAAUUCCAGCCAUCAUGAUCCUCCUGCCUCCCUCAAACCUCAUUCCUCCCCUUCAAUUCCUCCUCCCACCCCGAACCCUAAUCCUUCUACCCCUAACCUUAACCACCCCACCCCUAACCCCAACCCCCCUCCCCUUUAUUCCUCUCCUAAACCCAGCCCGAAUCCCAGUCCCUCUACUCCUAACCUCAACCACCCUACCCCUAACCCCAACCCCCCUCCCCUGCAUCCCUCUCCUAAACCCAACCCUAAUCCCAGCCCCUCUAUUCCUAACCUCAACCACCCUACCCCUAACCCCAACCCCCCUCCCCUUCAUUCCUCUCCUAAACCCAACCACCACCCUCCUUCCCCGACACAUCUCUUUCUCCCCACUACCUCUAUCAUCGACACACAAUUUCCCCUUUCAGGCCUCUGUACACCCAUGGGGGAGGGGAGGACGUCGGUGGGGGUCACUGGCGGUGGGGCCCGGUCCCCACGACCUAGACGCAACCCCAGACGUCAAGCGAGAGUGGAGAUCCACGCACUCCCGAAGAGCGUACUCGACUGCCUGGAGCUAAAAGGGACGGUGCCCUCCGCCUGCCCCCCCGAUGACCCUCCUCCUCUCUCUUCCUCCAUAGACUCUUCACCCCUUCCACAAAUGUUGGAUAACUCUCUAGAGCACAGACAGCCAUACAGCAAUGUAGCUCUUCCAUGCAGUAAUACCAUUUCAUCUUUUCCACUUUCAGAUUCAUCAGCUUCUCAGCAGAGGGAGCCAGAGUUGCUUGCUGCAGAGCCCUGCGGAGCCCAAACAAUCGCUGAGGUGGAUAAAAAAUCAAUGACGAUGAAGGGCAAACGGAAAGCUAAGCUGAAGCCGAACCCUUACUUACCAUCUGAGAUAUCCACCUCCCGCCCAACCAGGGUCUCUGCGGCUGCACCUGGCUCCCCAAGCCGCCCCGAACCACACACACAUCCACGAACAUUUCGAAAAUUACAGGAAUGGUCGCUGGAGGUGCGGAAGAAGACGCUGAUCGUAGGUGACUCAAACCUUUCUCGCAUUCCUCCUUUUACAGACGCAAACAUUCAAAUAGACAGCUAUCCUGGAGCCAACUUCCACCACAUCACAGCUAUAUUAAAGAAAAUUCCAACAUGCCACACCACAACACAAGUAAUUCUCUCAGUCGGUCUCAAUAAUUGUUUAGCAGAACACGACAUCUCCACAAUCACUAAACAGCUACAGCAGAUGUGGAGCACUAGUCACAUCACUUUUCCCAACGCCACUAUAUACAUUCCAAUAAUAAACUUCUCUCACCAGCUGGACCACAGGAAGAAAUCUUUGCUCACCAAACUCAACAAUGUUAUAUCAUCUAAAUACACCUUCAUCCCGGAAAUUAACCCGCUUUUAUUUCAGACGCAGACAGACAAUAUACACUGGACUGGCCCGGUGGCCGAGAUGUUGUUCAGGUACUGGAAACAGCAAUUAAACUUGUAACGGGAGUAAACUGUUCCAUUACACCUCCCCCCCAUCUGUCAAAUAUCACUAACCUCUCUGCCGUUUUCUCCCUCACAGCCGCACAGCUGGAGAUACUGGAAAAAGGUCUUACUUUCAUUCCAACACCCAACCCACCCACCCGACUGGAGCUCAGAGGGGAUCUCCACACUUUCCACAGGAGGCUAAAAUUAUUGGAUCAUUUUCAGGGAUUGCAGAGGCGGGAGCCUGUGCUCUUCACUGGGCCGUCUCACUGGCAACCACACACUGACACUAUUUCACCCGCUAUAUCACAGCUUAUCCAUAACAAUAACCACGCACUCAGACACUGGCGCCCCCGCUCACAUAGUACACCCAACAUUAGUCAGGAACAAAAACACAUCAUUAAAUCAUUAAGUAAUUGCAAACACAUAGUUAUAAAACCAGCAGACAAGGGGGGUCAAAUUGUCAUACAGGACAGGGAUAAUUACAUAUUAGAGGCACACAGACAGUUAAACAACAGCACAUAUUAUAAAACAUUACAACAUCCAUUACAAUUAGACACACAAACAUUAGUUAGGCAAAUAACAGACCAACUUUACACACAAAAAUUCAUCACUUUCAAACAAAAACAAUACCUGGACGGCCCGGAUGAGCCCAGGCCCCGCCUCUUUUACCUGCUCCCAAAGAUCCACAAGCCUCCUGGGACGUGGACGGUCCCCUCUGUUGUUCCGGUCGGCCGUCCCAUUGUCAGCGACUGUGGUUCAGAAUCCUAUAGAAUAACAGAA
Messenger RNA from Scatophagus argus, 3641 nucleotides. RefSeq names its product formin-like protein 7. NCBI's taxonomy places the organism in Eukaryota, Metazoa, Chordata, Actinopteri, Scatophagidae. Gene Ontology annotation, cellular component: actin filament; cytoplasm. Gene Ontology annotation, molecular function: microtubule binding; actin binding. Gene Ontology annotation, biological process: actin filament polymerization. The transcript has 2 exons. Bases 811 to 2877 code for a protein of 688 amino acids. The record is from RefSeq and is a predicted model, not a curated record.